CAGCCAUUUGGCUGUCGGCCGCGGCCUGCCGAAGCAUCCCCCCGGCCUCUCCCCCUUCUCUCUGCUCUCCCUCUUUCCAUUCUCUCCUCUCGUCUUCACCCCCAACUGCUCCAUUCUUUUUUCUUCUUUUUCUCGCUUCCUUACUUCCGGUGGCUCUCAUCAUCACCGUGAGAGAGAGAGAGAGAGAGAGAGAGAGAGAGAGAGAGAGAGAGAGAGAGAGAUCGGAAUCUCGGGGUGAAUCUUUGAUGGGUUCGUCGUCGGGGCCGGGGCAUGGGUACGAUUACGCCUUCAAGAUACUCUUGAUCGGGGACUCCGGGGUGGGCAAGAGCAGCCUCCUCGUCUCUUUCAUCUCCAACCACCUCGCGGACGAUCUCUCCCCCACCAUCGGUGUCGAUUUUAAAAUCAAGCAUCUUGCUGUUGGUGAUGAGAAGUUGAAGCUGACGAUAUGGGACACUGCUGGACAGGAGAGGUUUAGGACAUUGACUAGUUCUUAUUAUAGAGGUUCUCAAGGAAUAAUUCUCGUUUAUGAUGUGACAAAGCGAGAGACUUUUACCAAUCUGGCUGAUGUAUGGGUCAAGGAAGUAGAAUUAUACUCAACAAACCGCAACUGUGUCAAAGUGCUUGUUGGAAAUAAAGUUGACAAGGAGGCUGAUAGGAUGGUGACCAGAGAAGAGGGGAUUUCCUUUGCCAAUGAGUAUGGGUGUUUGUUUAUUGAGUGCAGUGCAAAAACAAGAGCCAAUGUGGAGAAAUGUUUUGAAGAACUGGCAUUGAAGAUUAUGGAAGUUCCUAUACUGGUGGAGGAAGGAUCAGUUCCAGUUAAAAGGAAUAUUCUGAAACAAAAACAGGAACAACAUGCACACCAAGGAGGCUGUUGCUCAUGAUUUUUACUACCUGGAGUAUACUCCUCUGAGCAAUGAAGCAGGUGAAGACCAAUUGUAUCACUUUGUCCUCCUUAAGGUGCUUUUUUAAGUUUGUAAAUGAGUUGUAUCAGUUCAUCUUUUGCACUGUUGAUGUGUAUCAGCCCGAGUGAUCUUGAGUGGGUUAUGAGGUAGGAAGUUAGGCUGUGUACAGAAAAGAAUGAAUAUUUUUUUUGGGUGUGCUAUUUGAUGAUAUGAUUUUAUCAGUUUGCUUAUUA
This is a messenger RNA of Musa acuminata AAA Group (dessert banana), 1135 nucleotides long. Its product is annotated as ras-related protein RABC2a. NCBI's taxonomy places the organism in Eukaryota, Viridiplantae, Streptophyta, Magnoliopsida, Zingiberales, Musaceae. The record is from RefSeq and is a predicted model, not a curated record. The transcript is spliced from 6 exons. Gene Ontology annotation, molecular function: GTPase activity; GTP binding. The coding region runs from base 246 to 881 and encodes 211 amino acids. Gene Ontology annotation, biological process: vesicle-mediated transport.